CGAGAAACACGCUUGUGCGGCUUUUUCAGAGCGACUCAUCCAUGUCCACUAGUUCCUGCAGAAUACUAAUCCUCGGUAGCCUCAGCAAACAUGUCUCUAGUCGCUUAUGGUAGCAGUGAUGAGAGCGACUCGGAGGAAACGUCGACCUCCGCCGCAGCUGAGAGUAAAACUAGCGGGGGAGGGCUUUUCUCUUUCCUGCCUGCACCUAAAGCAUCUGGAUCUGCAGCUGGAGGGAAGGAGGCAGUAUCCAGGGCAAAAAACUCUGCAGCAAAGGAAAGCACAGGAGGGUUCCUGUCCAGUCUGCCCAAACCCAAGAAACGAACGGAGCCUGUCAAGAUCCCUGUGCCACAACUUCAGAGGCGAGAUUCAGACUCAGAUGAUGAUGAGCCAGUCCCAAAGAAGCUGCAAACCCAGGGCGCCGGUUCAGGUCUGUCCUCCAUUCUCCCCAAACCCAAAAACCUAACAGUGAAGGAGACGGACCGACCUUUGAUCCCUCACACGCUCACUAAGCGUCCAGACCCCAAAGCACCCAAGCCUGGAGCUGCUGCUCCGGGUCUGCUCGGUUCCAGUGCGUCUCCCUCCGCCAUCAAAGCCGCGGCCAAGUCAGCGGCCCUGCAGGUGGCGAAGCAAAUCGCAGCAGAAGACCAGAACAACGAGGAGGACAUAACCCCUCAGAACUACUUUUCCCUGGAGGACGACUCCCAGCCUCUUCCCGACGUCGUCCCGAUCGUGGAUCCUGAGCCGGCGGCCCCAGCUGAGCCCUGUCCUUACGUAGCCGCUGAUGAGCCGGGACAGUCGAAUGCACCUUUGGACUUUGGAGGGAGCCAUGAGGGAGCGAGCGCAUGGGACGGUCAAUACGACCAGUAUCAACAACCCAUGGCUGGCCCAGAGGCGCUCCCCGAGGGUUACUAUGACGCGCCGUACUACCAGAACCCCAACCCGGAGUUGGCAGAAGCCGAGCCGCCGGACAGCUCCACCAUGUUUGACGACGAAGGGUUCAUGCGGCUUCAGGGGAAAAGAAACCGAGGCAAAGAGGAAGUGAAGUUUCUGGAAAUCAAAGGAGACGACCAGCUGAGUGGGAACCAGCAGUGGAUGACCAAGAGCAUCUCUGAGGAAAAACAAACCCGCCAGUCGUACAGCAAGAGAAGAGGAGACCAGCCUACAGGGCAACAGAGGCGAAAGCAUCAGAUAACGUAUCUCAUUCACCAGGCGAAGGAACGCGAGAUUGAGCUGAAGAACAACUGGGCAGAAAACAGGAUGACCCGGCGUCAGACCCAGGCUAAAUAUGGCUUCUAGAUCCUGUAGCUUUGGACUGCUGUGGCGUACAGACACAUCGUAUCCCAACUUACCGAUCUCCAGAUUUAUCCUCUUCCUUUAGGAGCAAAACCUGUUUCUUUCCUCCUGAUCUGCAGCCCGCAAUGUCUUGAACUGAUAAUACUCUGUUUGAUAUGGUGUUACUCUGUCUGAAUCCCGGUCACUCCUAGUAAAUACAAAGGCUAUACCUACAGAGAAACCCAACCGGUGUUUUUAAGGUACCAGAACCACACGUUUCUCCUUUGGAUGUUUAUAAAACAUAUUCAUGGUAUUUUCUAAGGUCUGAUUUAUUGUUUUUGUUGUGCGUUUGGUUGUUUUUAGUUACAAUUUUAAGAUAGAAAGCUGUGAUGCAAAAUAUUCACUGAAUCAUCAGCCAGUCAGUAAAUUAUGCUUCAAUGACGACUUCGUCGAGAGCCAACCAGGCGCUUAGAUUUGGUCAAUCUUUAUUGCAAAAACAAAAUAAAAAAUCUUUAAAAAUGUGGUCCCAACCCUCCAAAAGAAGAAUUUAAUGUGAAAAUUCUUGACUUUUUGGCCUCAGAAAUCUUUAAGUAGAUUCAGAAUUUUCUAAAAAAUUCUUAGGUGUUGGAGAAAUAAUUCUGAGAUUUAAGGCAAAAUUCUACAGAAGAAAACCCUCAAAAUUCUGACUUUAAUCUCAGAAUUCUGUUUUUUUUCUUCAAAACUUCUGAGAUUUAAGGAAGAAUUCUGAUUAAUAUUAAUAUCAAUUCUUGACUUGUUGGCCCCAGCAAUUAGAGAGUAAAUUCAAAAAUUAAUAAUAAUUUUAUAAUUAAUAAUCUAAAUUAUUAGAUUAAAUUAAUCUAAUAAUUUAAUCUAAUAGAUUAAUAAAAAAAAACUUAAUUAAGUUAAUUUCAAAUUUUGUCAGAGUUCUGAUAUGAAGUCAGAUUUCUGGGUUAUUGGGCUUCUAUUUACAGAUUCUUUUAUCUCAAAAUGCUGAGAUUAAACUCAGAAUUCUAGCUUUAAUCUGUUAAAUUGAUUAAUUUGACAUUUUUUUCCCCUCUCAAAUUAAGUUAUUUUUUCCAUGUUGCUGUUCUGUAGCAAACAUCAAGUUGUUUUAUUUUACUAGGAGUUCUAGAAAUCUGUAACACUUGUUUUCUUUACUACUUUUCUUUUUUUCUUCUGCGGGUUUCAGUCGUUUUAGGUUCAAUCUGAACAGUUUGAUCGCAGGAUUGUUGGGAGAAAAUGUGAACUUUAAAAGCCCAAACUAAACUGUCCAGAUGGACACAUUUGCAUCUUUUCUUCUUGUGUUUUCACAUUGUAUGUUUACUAUAGGAGCAGUUCUGUAUAUAUUAUUUUUCUCUGAAAUGCCAGAUAAACCCUCCAUUAAUAAUGUGCUGGUUCUCUCCAGUAGCUUAGCGAUGCUAACAAGAUACCAGUAGGAUUUCUUCAAAAGCCUGUAAAUGUGAACGGAUCCAACUCAACCCCAAAUAAAAACCCAAAUGUUAUAUAUCAGCAGUAAAAGGUGAAUUUGUAGUCAGAAAGGAAUUUAAAGUUACAGAAGUUUAAAUAUAUAUUUGUUAUGUUGAAACAGGAUUAAAUGUUAAAUUUUUCAAUUUGCGUUGCAAAAAAAGCCCUGUUUUUGUUCACUUUGUAUAAGUGUGUAAUUAAAAUCCAAUAAACAAGUUUUGAAUUUUU
Poecilia reticulata (guppy) is the source of this 2964-nucleotide messenger RNA. It is a transcript of the gene prcc, whose product is annotated as proline rich mitotic checkpoint control factor. Gene Ontology annotation, cellular component: nucleus. The record is from RefSeq and is a predicted model, not a curated record. NCBI's taxonomy places the organism in Eukaryota, Metazoa, Chordata, Actinopteri, Cyprinodontiformes, Poeciliidae.